This is a messenger RNA of Ectocarpus siliculosus, 294 nucleotides long. The record is from the annotation of a GenBank genome assembly. Lineage: Eukaryota; Phaeophyceae; Ectocarpales; Ectocarpaceae.
AUGCGAUUGUCACAGGUGUUCGCUCUGCUCGAACGAGACCCAGCUCUCCUCGAUGCCCACAAGGUUGCCAGGGAGGCGUUUGGGCAAGAUCCGAGCGACGGCAGUGACUUCAUGCCCCACGCGAGCCUGCUCUACGGUGAUCUGCCGAUGUCCACUCGCGAAGCUAUUCGACAGGAGGCUGGCGUCGGCCUGGUGGAUCCGGGCAUUACACUAGAGUUUGAAAGCAUUCAAGUGUGGUCUACAAUAGGAGUUGUAGCGGAGUGGAAGCCUUUGGCUACCUUACCUAUAGGGUGA